This is a messenger RNA of Puntigrus tetrazona (Sumatra barb), 2777 nucleotides long. It is a transcript of the gene cdc42se1, whose product is annotated as CDC42 small effector 1. The record is from RefSeq and is a predicted model, not a curated record. The transcript has 5 exons. Bases 423 to 659 code for a protein of 78 amino acids. Gene Ontology annotation, biological process: regulation of Rho protein signal transduction. Gene Ontology annotation, molecular function: small GTPase binding. Gene Ontology annotation, cellular component: plasma membrane. Lineage: Eukaryota; Metazoa; Chordata; Actinopteri; Cypriniformes; Cyprinidae.
UUUCCUCAUAUUAAUGGGGGAAACUUCAACCACACCUCAGCGAUCUGGGAAACACAGAGUCAUUUCCACCCUCAGCUUUCCACACAAGAGUUGCUUCACUCCAGCCGCUCACUGGGGCUCUCGGUUUCACCAAAGAUUCGUCUGUAACCGCUCUGCCUCGCAUAAACCCCACAGUCCAACAGGAUCAACUGGAAAUCGGGGACCUAGAAUAACUGAGGGAAUAAGGGGUCUUGUGUGUGUGUGUGUGUCUAAAUAUAUAUAUACUUAAAGCAGAGACCUCAGCAUUCUCUCAGUGAUCAGGACAGAGGUUUUUGGACGAGCCACGGCUUAUAUCACUGAGUGUUGAGGAUUAGAUUCUCUCUCUAUCUUGUCUCUAAACGGCCUGCAGGGUGGCGAGAGAGAGGGGGGAACCCAACCGGUGCAUGCCGGAGAUGAGUGCGUUCUGGCAUAAGAUCGGCUGCUGCGUGGUAGCCAAACCUCCUCCGAAAAAGAAACGGAGGAGAAUUGACCGCAGCAUGAUUGGAGAACCCACAAACUUCGUUCAUCUGACACACAUAGGCUCUGGCGAAAUGGCAGAUGGCAUGCAGCCGUCUGGCCCAAUGCAGGAACAAAUGAGAUCCAAAGUGCCUCACGCUAAUGGACGAAACAGCUUGUUAUAGCCUCUUCACCAGUUUUUACCCCCCCCCCCCCAUAAAGCUCCAUAAAGUGUCCACAGCAGAACGUGUCCGGCUAGCAGCACCGCACCAAUGUAGGAGGAUGUAAAGACCGCAUCUCUAUCGCAAAACACGACAACCUCCUUGCUGCAGCUACCGACUUGGACGCCACCUCUGCAGGUUUUUUUUAAUCUUUUGGAUCUUCUGGAAUGUCUCAGUGGAGACGAUUGUGCCCUUCUUUUACUCUAAGACUGUUAUUACAUUUGGACCGGAGUGUAUGCGAACGCCUGACAAAGAGUGUGAAUGUGCGACGUGUGCGUUUGACACACUGGCUGCGCUUGCUGUGGAAGAGGAAAGGCUCUUAUCACUUUAACACAGGGGACUAUUUGACUGCCUUCCCAAAGUUAUAACUGGCGUGUUUGUCAUAGUCUGUCGUUGAUAAGGAUGUGCGCGAGUGUGUGUGUUUGCUUUUGUUUUGUAAUGAAAAUAUAUGUGCACCUAUACCAUUAUAGUGUCUCCAACUGCUUGUCUUUAACAGUUGCACAAAUGAGUGUAUUAUACAAAGCCCUCUGGUAUGUGUAUAGUAGAUGAAUAUAGUAUGAAAAAUGGCUUCUUCUUCUUUUUUUUUUUUUCUCUACAUUAACACAUAAUGCAUAAUGGCCUUUGAAACUGGUUUUAAGGAAUAAAAAUACUCAUCCACCAAGUCAUUUCAAACCCAUACGCUCUUAAAAGGUGCUUCAAGAUGCUGUAGAAGAACGUUUAUGUCCAAGUGGUUCCAUAAAGAAACAUCCGAAGAGCAUUUGUUAUUUGUGACCAAAGAACUUCUUCUGAUUAUAAAAAGGUAAGAAUGAGAUGAUUCUUUGUGGAACCAAAAAGGGUGCUUUUAUGGCAUUGCUGUGAAGAACCUUUUUAAGCACCUUUUUAUUGCCUUUUUUGGUAUUUAUUCGUACAACAUAGUGAUAUACUGUAUAAGCUAUAAAACAUAAAAAGGACACCAUCAUGGUGUGUAAUGUUUUCAGGAUUUGCUUCAUGUGAGGAACAGAAUAAAUGAAUGUCACUAAUCACUGAUAAUUGUCCCCUCGAGUGAACUUUUAACUUGAGAGAAGCAAUAAUAUGGCUUCAGACCAUUUGGAUUUUUGAGGACUUUUUUUUUUUUUUUUUUUUUUUUUUAAUAAUUAUUUUAGGGUCCAACAGGUAGGCACUCAUAAAUCAACAUGAAUUUUUGUUUUUUUAAUGACGAGGGGUGAGUAAAUAUUUUUUUUUUUUUAGGUAAAUUAUUCCUUUUAAUCGUUAAGUAUUAGAAAAGGCCAUUAUCUGUUAAUCUGAGUGGAGACUUUGACCGGCAGCGAGCCACUGCCCUUUGUCAUUUAAACAUCACACUUAGUGUCACUUUCACACAUCAAGCUCCACCCCACACCGCCUCAAACACACGCUCUCUGUUUCCAAUCCUCACAUGGCACCAUGAUUAAAUCACUGAUUCUCACACAUACACACACUUUGUAUACUUUUUACUUUGCUCUGUACUUUUUUUUUUUUUUUUUUUAAAUGCAGCUCGAUGUGGCACAGAAUUGGGCUGAAAUGUUAAACAAUGUUUUUUGCUUGUAAUUGUGAUGUUUUAUUUCAAAUGCAUUGCUUUGCGAGAUCCCAGACUGUAAUUUACUUUGUGUUUGCUGUAAUUUGUUAGGACAUGUCAUAGGAAAAUAUGUUGAGAUUGUGCAUGUUGCUUUAGAAAUCCAAUGUUUUAGAGUAUUUUUAGUGGACUUGCAUUUCAUUCUUAGCUGACGGUAUAGAGAAACGUGCAUCUCCUCCAAAGACCUCGACAGCUCCCUUAAUUUAAUUCUACAUGUGGCUUGCAGAUUUUCUCACUUUCUGGUUUUAUGUGACUGUUUGGCCAUUUUUUUAAGUUUUUUUUUUUGCAAAAGCACUUUUUUGUCUUUACUACUUUUCCUUUUAUUCUAUACUUUUUUUUUUUUCUUCUUUCUUUUUUAAAGCAUCUGUUAGUCCAAAUUAUUGUUUUGGUUUAAAUGGGAGCAGUAAUAGUGUUCUGUUCAUAUGGCAUGGUGUUAUGUUGAUGAAUCCUCUUGUUGUGUUUGGUUUGUAACAAUACAGUUGUACAAAGAGCAA